UGGGCACAGGCUGAGCACAGCACUGAGACACAGCUGAGAAUCGGAGAGGAGAGAGAGAGAGAGAGAGAGAGAGAGCAGUGAAGUGGAAAUAUGGGUGAGCAUCAGAGAAAGACAGAAAUAGAGCGAUAAAGCAGUGAAUUAGGCAGAGGCAGGCAGAGGAGGAGGACUAAUGCAGACAGUCUUUCACUGAGGCGGUGCUGUUUGCUGCAGACAGGGUUAUAUUCUCGUAGCAGAAAAGCUGCGGUCGUGUGUGGAUGUGAGAACCUCAUGGAUUCGUCCCCCCUCUGAGUCUCAGCGGAAUUCAUCGCAGACGGAGGAUGCGCCUGUUGUUGGAUGUUGGGAUCCAUGUGGGCCUGUGACGUCUGCGUCCCUCAGCGGCUACCUUCCUCCUCAGGAUGGCUCCGGCGGCUCUGACCCAGAUUGUGGAGUCGCAGCUCUUCGCUGUGCGCUGCUCCUGGGCUGGUGUGUUACUGUGAUGCGGACGAGGCAUGCUCUUGAGGCCGGCGGACCCCGCUCAGCCCGCUGCCUCUGCUGACAUCUGUCUCCGUGGUUACGCACAGCGCCUGGCACGCUACGCCACCAACACUGAUCCAUAAUAAUAAUAAUCCCCAGCUGGAGAACAAACAACAUCUGGGUGUGGAGAGAAGGGAGAGGGGGAAGUCUCAGCAGGGUGGGCAGCAGAUGGUGACACUGCAGCAGCACUUCUCCAGCAUGGAGGAGACGGUGCGAACGAUACUGCAGAACCAGGACUCACUGGAGGGGCCUAAGGUGGACCCACUGGACCUCAUGAAAGCAUACAAGGACAAACUCCUGGAGGAAAUGUGGAAGCAGCAGGACAGUCUGGAGGGUCCCACAGCCACAGCAGCAGAGAUGCCUACCUCACCCGAGGCUGGCGGUGGAUCAGAGGAAAAUUCAAAGGACAGCAAUCCCUUGCUAGAGCGACUUAGAGUGCUGGAGGCGGAGAACUCUGCUCUGUCGAUGGAGAACGACAACCAGAGGAAGCAGUAUGAACGCUGUUUGGAUGAGGUGGCUAACCAGGUGGUCCAGGCCCUCCUCACACAAAAGGACUUGAAAGAGGAAUGUGUGAAGCUGCGGACCCGUGUGUUUGACUUGGAGCAACAAAACCGCAUACUGAGCGUGCUGUUUCAACAGCGUGUCAAAAUGUCCACGAUUCCUGUCUCCCAGGAGGUCCAAAGAAAUGGAAAAGCUGGUAUUCCUGCAGGAAGAUGGCCCAGCUUACUGAGCCUCACAUGUCCACGCAGUAGUGGUAGCGGCAGUGGCAGUGAGCUGUCACUAUCUAGUGCUUGUAGUGAAUACUCUAGUGGUUCCCACACCUGGGCAGAAGGACGGGGAUUCUCCAAGCAGUGUGCCACAAGCCGGGACAAAAGGAUGAGUACAGGUUCAGUAUCCAGCAAUCAUUCUGCACCCUCUGAGCAAACAGAACUGGGAUGGAAGGAAGGCCACAUUUUGAAAGGCCUAAAGCGUCUUCAGAUGUGCAACUCCAAAGAGGCAUCCUCUCUUGCAUCUGUACCCCACUGCAAGGAUUGUAUGACCUCAAAUGAAGGCAUAUAUUCUCUGUAUUCUCUUGGUGUCAAGUGUGGCCAACAGGGAUCUACGGCCAAGCAGGUAGCUCCUGCAAGUAAACCUUUCAAGGCUGAAGCAACCCUAGACUCUGAUGAUGCAGAAGAUGAAUCACCUAAAUUACCAAGCAGGGAAUCCAAUGACAAGCCAACGAAAGAACUCCUGUUCAUGGACAAACUGGAUGUCUCUGUGGAUGUUGACAAAAAUUUUCAAGAAGACCCAGUGAAACUUUCAGGGAAUACUGGUCUUUUCCCCUCACCUGUUACAGACAACUUCUUGUUUUUGGAGGGCCCCACAGUAAAACCUGGUGUAAGCCCAACUGAUAGCCUUACACAGUUAGAGGAAAUAAACAAAGACUCAUUAGAAAAACACAAAGGCAUAAAGUUCAGUGACAGAAACAAUAACCAGGAAAGAUCCACUGACCGCAAGUCCAGACUUGAUCAUGUCAAAAGACAACAAGGCAGACUUCCCAUCAAGCAAAUGGAAGCAGGGACAGGCGAUGUGAGCUCAUCUCUUCAGCAUAGUGCAACAAGAGCUCUCAGUUGUAUGAAUGAAGCCAGGCAGCGCAGCUCCUCAAUGGAGGUUCCUCAUUGCAGAGACCAGGCAAUUCAAGCUGGUGGUGAAUGUCAGGACUACGCCAUCUCAGAUUCUCCGCAGAGGAAACCAAAAUCUCAGCUUUGUGACUCAGCAAGGAAAGCUUUCAUCCUGCGCAGCAAGAGUGCAGAUGGAGGACCAGAACAACCUAAGCAUACUCAUUCUCCUCUACACCAAAAGCUUAUUAAGGGUCACAGGUCAAAAGGACAGUCAAACCCCAACCCUACAGGCCACAGUGUUCCAAGUAAAAGGACAAAUCCCAAUAAACUGCAUGGUUCAAGCAAGAGCACAUCAUCUAAGGCUGAAGCAGAUGAGGAUAUUGAAGUACCAACAAGUUCCAAGUCUCUUGAGAGUGUGCCACAGCGCUCUCCCCUUGCUUCCCCUGUAAAACAUUCGAAGACAUUUAAGUCAACAGGGAUCAAUGAAUCCUUAAAGAGUCCAACAAAAUCAUCUUUGCCUCUCACUAAAGUUCAGUCAGGCAGUGACUCAGUUGAAGAGAGCAUCUAUGACAACUUACCCUGUUCUCCACGAAAACAACGGCGCCAAGACCAGCACUGUGAUGUUUCGCAUUCAGAGCACAGAUCUCCAUCCCCACCACUACCCCCAGGUCGAAGUACUUCUCUUCUCCUUCGACCUGGUUGUGACAGUUUACCAAAAGAUCUAAAAUCAGCAGGUCAUGCUCAAAGUUCAACUACUGGAAAGACAUCAAGCUCCACUAAGACACAAUCAAAUCAGUUUUCUUCUGUUUUACAGCCUCAGCAAUCCAACACAACAAAAGACAAUCAACAUACAAUCUCUCAAAUGGGUGCUGAAAGAAAAUCACUGAAAGAUAUUCCUGCCAAAAUCUACCAUACCCACUCAUCUAAGAUACCACCUGUCCCAAUUCAAGAAUCACAAGCUUCAGAACCAGUCCAGUUAUCUGCAGACAGACAGGUUGCCAUAUGCUAUAAUGAAAACGGCGCUCCUUCUAUACUGCCAAAUCAGAGCAUCUUGCAAAGAUCCCAACAGAGCAUUAGUGAGCCAAAACUUUCAGAAGUUUUGCCUCCAGCAUAUUCUAAUGUUUACUACCAUGGGAUUGCCAACAAUCCCCAGUCUUCCACAUCAAGAGCUGUAAAAAGGAGUCUUCCCAUGAAUGCUAAAUCUCAUGAGGCAAUCUCUGGACAAGAAACGAAUACCUUCCUCAUUUUUGGAAGACAAAACAAAGAUGACACUCCACAAAGUGUCCAAACCUUUCAGACUUUUACAUGUGAUCCACAGAUGAUACAUGACUGUGGUCGCAGAAAGAUUGAGACUCGCUGUAACUCACUGGAUUCUGAGCCCUCUAUUCAACCUGUUGCAUCAGACAGCGGUGUGAUGUUAGACUGGGGGUUUGAUGAGGAAGGUUGGUUGUUUAAACGGUCUGUUUCUGUGUCUACCAGACCUCCUCUUAAACCAGUACUUGGCAUGAAUGGGGCCAAAGCUCGUAGUCAGAGCUUUGGUGCACGCUACAUGGACAGACCCAGCUUCAACAGAUCUGGAAAGGUCCGCACUCAGAUCAAAACACACUCAGGGAGCUCCUUGAACUCUCUUGGCGAUGUCCUUCCAGGAAGUAUGAGUUGCUCCAGUAGCUACCACUGUCCAAUGAAUCGAUCCCUUUUGAACAACUUCUUGAUUGAAGAGGGACUGACAGUUCCCUCCCAUUUGGGAUCUUCCAGUGAAAGACUUCAAAGUCUUAAACACCAGAGAGAGCAGGCUAGACGUCUUCAGAUUGAGCAGCAGUUUUCAAGCGCCUUCGGGGAACCAGUUUCUGAAGAGCCUGAGAGACAAAGUACUAUAACUACAAUUGAAGAGAAAGUGAUGCUUGGCAUAGAGGAGAACCUGCAUAAGUCUCAGGAACAGGAGAGAAGCAUUGAAGUGAAGCAAAAAUCUGGCUCAAGUUUAGCAAAUUGGUUUGGUUUUCGGAAGAGUAAGCUUCCUGCCCCAAGCAGCAAGAAGACCGAUCCACCAAAAGUAAAGGAAGACAAGAGGGAGCAAAAGAUCACAUCACUUCUGAGUGGAAAACAGACCAAGUCUGACAAAAAGAGAGACAGAAGAAAAAGUGAUGGAAAAGACAGCUCUGUGGGGAGAAGAGAGUCUCAUGAUGCGGUGCGGGCAUGCAUUUCAAUGCCCUGCCCAGGAAUGUCCCUGAGUGAGAUACAAGGACAUACUGACAUCAUCGGGGACCCAAAGAUGCAGAUGAUGAACCGAAGAGCUGACAGUGAAAAUGGAUCCACAGUGAAGAGCCCCACCCAAGACGCAGUAAUAGGCUCCGGCUGCAAGAUGCGAACGUUGGACAGUGGGAUCGGGACCAUCCCCCUUCCUGAAUCCUGUUCCUUCUUCUCCUCUAUCCUGCACUUCCUCCCCAAAUCCUCAUCAACCCCAGAGCAGUCCCUCAGUCCUCCCAGUGUUCCCGGCUCCUCCAGCGAGGACGUGUCUCCUUCCCCAUUACCCCGGUGGAGAAUCCCCUCCAGCUUUAAGGACAGCAGCCAUGCAGGGGUGCCAAACUCCCUGUCCGACUCCUCCAUGACCCAUAUCCAAUCAGUGCCUUUCCCCACUGUGGCCUUCCUCCAGCCCAUCCAACCCCCGUCUGAACCCAUUAUGACCUCUGCCAGUGUGUGUGAUACACAGAGCAGGCUACCCAGACCACCACCAGGUGGAAUGGAACCAAAGAAGUUGACCUAUAUCAAAUCGAAAACACGAGCCACUCCGAGCCAACAGAAAGAACAGACGAGACUUCAGCUUGCCAACUAGUUUCCAAAGCUGAAUGAGUCAAGCUGAAGCAAGAAAUCAAGCAAUCAGAUGGAAUUAUCGCUCUCCCACACAUGGAGGAUCCCUAAAUCCCACAGCUUGGACACUGUGUCUUUGUAUCAGGAUGAAACACUCAGAACUGGACAACAAGUGAGCUUGGCAGUGUAGGGUUCCACCUGUGCUCAGUGUUGUGUUAAGAUACUGAGAAACCUUUUAGGUGUAGCAACAAACCUUCUGGCAGCCAUUUUGGAGGUCUGCACCUCGUUGGCACCAGCCACGAGUUGUUGAUUGAAUUUCAGAAUCUACAAUUCUGCUGUGGUUCAUUUUUCUGUGAAUUAUUUGUCUGGGCAAACCAACAGCUGUACACAUCUGAUAUCGCACAUAAGCUAACACAGUGUGUCCUGUUAGUGACCAGUAACUGUAUUUCCACAUAGUUAUCAUACCAAGCUGUGCUUGUUAAGCUAAGCUACAAGAACAGAGCAAGACAAGGUCAGAACUGCAAUCGCAAAAUGAAUUUUACACAACUCAGAUAAAUAGAACAAUCAAUGACGCUCAUAUAGCAAUGUUGCUGCAAUUCUAAAAAUAAUAAUCCAAGUUACAAAGUGCUUUACAAGGACAGCAAGAUUAAACAGACAAGUCAUACAGUCAACCAGAUUUCAAAGAAGACAGAGAAAAACACAAUUCACUGUCUCAAAACCAAUAAGAUUUUUCAAAGAACUAAAGGACAUUUCAAGAAAUUAAAGUCCAUCGCUAUAUUUUGUUGCAUACAACUAAUUUGUGUUGUCUGGUAUGUUUACCAGCUUAACUGUAUUUAUGCUAAAAAUAUGAAGAUUACAACAUUUUCCUACAAUGACCUCUCCUGACAGCUAAAACAUAACUUUGGGCUUUCAGGAUUGUAAACAGGCAAAUCAAGGCACUCAGUUAGGACCAGGGAAACAUGCCAGUCUUUGGUAAAUCCUGAAAAUAAUGGCUGCAGGAGGUGUUUGUUAGUUAAAUAGACAAGUUUGAGAUCAACAGUUAGAAAGAAAUCAACAAUGACUUUUUGCUAGACUAUGAAAACAUGACUAUAUUUUACACAUUGGACGUAAAUGUUGAACUUUGUAGUUCUGGAAAAUGUCCAUCUUGUUAAAAUCCAUUUCAAAAUGAGAGUAAACUCUUACAGAAUGCAAAUGAGUUAAAGUAUAUGUGGCUCUGUCAACAUGUGGUGAAGGCUGUUGUGAAUUUGGUCUACUUUUGUAUAAUGUGACCUUUAGACAAAGACACGCUACACAUCUGUAGCUUGGUGGUUAAAGCUGCAAUAAUUGACUUUUGCUUGCUUUUGCAUCCCGUUCAAACAACAUUUGAGUUGUCUCUGGCCAAUUUACAAAUCUACUUCAGAUAUUUAUUGUUCUUUUACCUCAUUUUUGUUCUCCACCAUUUCUUAAUAAGAGUUUGAGGUUUUUAGCAUGCUAGCCAUUCAACUACAUGUAGCAGCCUAAUGACAAUAUGGCAGAAUCGGUCAUUUGGCAAUUAGUGGGAUUCUCUUCACCAAAACACAGGCAAAAGAAAGAGUUCAUAUUACGAUCAUUUAAUUCUACUUUCAUAUUAACAUUCUAUACACAUAUUAUGCAGGUUUAAACAUUUGGAAAAGUUUUCACAUGUACAACCAGUUCACCACCAGACCUUCACAAUGGCACCAGCUGUGGUCACUACUGGAGUUUAGUGAUGCAAAUGCAAGACCUUUAUGGAAAUCCUGCAGAACAAAUGAUAUGUAGCCACAUUCAUUUGCAUUGUUCAGCAUGUGUGAACAUUUAAAUAAAAUGUUUAUGCAAAGGUCUAAUUGUGCUUUAGAUGUAAUGAAGAUCUGAGCUAGAAUACAUGUCAGCGAUAUAUUUUUGAGCAAAACAUCAGAUGGAACCUUAUAAUCUCAAGAUGGCAAUUUCUGAUUUCCAUCCUGAUUAUAUCUUAUGUACAGCACUAACUACUGAUUGCCAUUCAUGAGCUCUACACCUGACCGAGUAAUGUGAUUCCUCGAAGUGUGCACUAACUAGUUGGAAACUUUUUUUUUUUUUUUUUUACUGUCACAGUGUUAAUAUCCACUUGCAUGCAACCGCCCUCUGGCUUAUUCUAAUCACAUUAAUGUGUCGUAUGAAUCUGAUACCCAUCAUGUGACGAGUUUUAUUACAAGGAGUAAAUAGAAAUACUGAUGUGUGAAUUUGGAUAUGCACUGGUAAAUAUUUAUGAAGAAUUACACAUAAUCUGCCUCUGCUUUGUACGUGUCGCAUUAAACAGCGCAUAUCUCGUUUUGAAAUGAAACUCCUCACAAGUGAACUGCAUUCUGUAUUUUAUACAUAUUUCCACAGUUAUGACAUCAAGACAAAGCAGUGAGUUUUGCAUGUACCAUUAGUUAUAAAGCACCUAGUAGGCGCAUAGUGGACAUUUUUGUGCUAGCUCAGGGAAAAUACCAUUUAUUGUCUCUGAUAGAAGCUGUGGAUUGAAUAUGUAAACCUCAAUUUUAUUCAGUGCAAACCAGUGAAUAGAGCAGAUUUCACUGCAAUGGUUUAAGUUAAAGGUACCUGCACUUGAUGUUUUCCUCCUGUCAGUUCUUGUCUGUACAUUUAGGUGUAAGAUUUCUCACCAUGGUUACUCAUAGUCUCUCUCUAUUAUGUAUGCUGUGUCCUUUAUAUUACUGUUUUGGUGUUAUGAAUGCAUCCCGACAUAUUUGACAGUUUUAGCUGCUUUGUCACACCUUUGUCCACUUCCUGCUUUUCAUGUGUAGAUAUCUGCCCAAACACACAUUGCCAACCACUGCUCUGAGCUAAUCACACAUACAGAAAAUGAAUGCAACUAAAUCUACAUAUCAGACUUGUCAUGGUGACUAUAGCCAUAUUCUUUUGAAACACUACAGACAGUUUACAGUUUCGCGUGAUGUACAACUAUGAAGCACCGUAACAUUGCACAAUAACAUUAGACAUGUCAUCUAACUGUAUUUACCUCUACUUUCAAUUACUCACUUGCUACAUGUAUAUGUCGAAGGUAAUAUUUGUAAAAUUGCAGCGGUGUUCAUGCUAGUAGCAACACACGUGUAAUAAAAGAAAUAUGUAGCGUACACAGGUAAGAUGAUGUGUUCAUGGAUCAGGGAACAGAUUGGCUGUACUGAUACGGGUAGAUGGAGCAUGGUGUCUGUGUUUUUAAAAUGGCUCACAUAAUAGAGAGCACCACUCAUACAAGAGUGUUGUAUUUUUCUAGCAUUUACUCUAAUACUCCAUAUUUGUACUCAGCACUAAUGAGUGUAAUUUACCAUUUAUUGCACAUAUUUUCACUCACUAUUACAGUAAUACUCCUUCUAAAUGUCUUUUUUUUUUCAGAACCCAACAAUAACAGUGAUGUUCUUGUGUGACAGUCACCUUAGCAGUAAAAACUGAGAAUUGUAUAUUACUGAUAUUCUUUGUUUUCUGUCAAAGAAGAAAGGAAAAAUAAACUAUUUCAGUACUUAUACUACAUUAAA
Messenger RNA from Amphiprion ocellaris (clown anemonefish), 8428 nucleotides. Its product is annotated as nck-associated protein 5-like. The coding region runs from base 682 to 4944 and encodes 1420 amino acids. The transcript has 14 exons. The record is from RefSeq and is a predicted model, not a curated record. Gene Ontology annotation, biological process: microtubule depolymerization; microtubule bundle formation. Gene Ontology annotation, cellular component: microtubule plus-end. NCBI's taxonomy places the organism in Eukaryota, Metazoa, Chordata, Actinopteri, Pomacentridae.